AUUCAGUAUAGAUCGCUAAAAUUGUAGUGGUGCUUUUACGUUAUCCAGGACUACUUGAAAUAGGAACGAAGCUUGUUGGAAGGGGUUUUCGGUAGACGUUUAGUUUUUGCUGAAUUUUUGUUCGAAAUCACAAUGAAAAGUGUUAUCGUGAUAAUAGCAAUCUCCGUAUUGACACAACGGGCGCACGCAUGGGGUGGAUUGUUUAACAGGUUUUCGCCGGAAAUGCUUGCAAAUAUGGGAUACGGCGGUCACAGCGGAUUUAUACAGAGAGCUGGUGAUGAAGGUAUCCUAGAAGAGUUUGAAACAGAUUCUGACGACGAUCCAUGUUACGGCCGACGUUGUACAGCAAACGAACACUGCUGCCCCGGCUUAGUUUGCGUUGACGUUGAUGGAGCAGGAACAUGUCUAUUCGCAUACGGACGAAGAGCCGGCGAACUAUGCAGACGAGAUAGCGACUGUGAAUCAGGAUUACUUUGUACCGAAUCAGAAUCCGGCGGAGCAACAAGAAUCUGCAGGCCCCCCGUGAGGCAAGACAAGCAAUACUCCGAAACGUGCAACAUGUCGAGCGAGUGCGAUAUCUCAAGGGGACUAUGCUGUCAAUUGCAAAGGCGACAUAGGCAAGCACCUCGAAAGGUUUGUUCAUAUUUCAAGGAUCCAUUGGUAUGUAUAGGACCAGUAGCAUCAGACCAAAUAAAAAAUUCUAUACAACACACUGCUGGCGAGAAAAGGUUAACUGGAUUUACAGCAUAUAAAAGACCCAUGCAUUAAUUUCAUUGUUUGUUGCCGACCCGACUACUCAUUUGGGUUGUACUGUUUAAUGUAAACUAAAAUUGAAGUUACACAAGGCGUUACGUGGGUUGGAAUUACAAUCAAUCAUUUGUAUAAUUAAGCAAACCAUUUUCAAAAUUGCAACCGGAGCCCUUCACUCAAUUACACAAACCGCCAUAGCGCAGUGUGUAACUUCCUUUAUAUUUAUUUACUU
Molecule: messenger RNA, 982 nt
Organism: Photinus pyralis (common eastern firefly)
Lineage: Eukaryota; Metazoa; Arthropoda; Insecta; Coleoptera; Lampyridae
Product: prohormone-3
Exons: 5
Coding region: 133-768 (211 amino acids)
Source: RefSeq, a predicted model, not a curated record